This is a messenger RNA of Ciona intestinalis (vase tunicate), 1029 nucleotides long. The record is from RefSeq. Lineage: Eukaryota; Metazoa; Chordata; Ascidiacea; Phlebobranchia; Cionidae.
AUGGAAGGCGAUAAUUGCAAUAAAUCUCGUCAUAAAAGCCACAACAUGAUUAACCCUAAUUAUGCAAGUGUACGAUGUACACAACCUCUUCCAUCUGUAAUCCAACUUCGAUCUCGAAACAAAAUGAUUGGCAUCACUGAAGACCCUUCUUCAGACUCUGAACCCGUAUCCUCCAACCAGCCAUUAUUGCUCACAAAUUUAAGUUACGAGGUGCAUACAUUUAACGACAACAAUAAUCAUGAGCGUCCCGCACCCCAAGAACAAUCUACACAAAACACUAUGAUUUCAAUGCAAUCAGAACAAAAAUCAGAUCGAUUCACCGCUUCCAACCUUGGGAUGUUCCAAUACAUGAAGUUUGAGAUAGGAGAAGAUGGAGAUGAUCAUGAGGAAGAAGCAAUCCUCACGAACAGGGAGAAACUGAGACACAUCCUUCAUUCUAAACCAAUACAUGUUGCAAUCAUAGUCCUAGUAGUGUUGGACAGUUUCCUUGUAGUUGGUGAACUCCUUAUUGACCUCAAAGUAAUCAUUGUACCACAUGGUAAUCCCGCACCAGAGAUAUUACACGGGUUUUCUCUCUCAAUUCUAUCAAUAUUUAUGGUGGAAAUCGCUUUGAAGAUAAUCGCCGAUCAUCGUCACUUCAUACACCACAAGGUGGAAGUGUUGGAUGCGGUUGUCGUGGUGAUAUCGUUCGGUGUCGAUAUCGCUCUUAUAUUCGUCGGGGAGAGUGAAGCCCUCGCUGCUAUCGGACUCCUUGUCAUUCUACGGCUGUGGAGAGUCUUCAGAAUCAUUAAUGGUAUCAUCGUAACAGUAAAAACUAAAGCAGACGAUAGAGUUCAUGAAAUAAAGAAAAAGAAUUCUGAGCUGGAAUUACAAAUUCAUAAUCUAGAAGAGAAACUCUCACAAAAGGAGCAAGAUAUGUCCCGCCUGCAUGAGAUUCUACGUUGCAAUAAUAUCGAUAUCCCACCAACAGUGCCUUUAACUACUUCAGUGCAAAUCCAUAGUACCACAACAGCCUCUGCUGAUGUUUAA